AUGUCUGAACCCGUUCCCAAGGCCGCUCUGUACUAUUUCCCGACCUCCGUCUGGGAAGAGAAAGGCUAUGGUGCAGACGAGCUCGACUUGAAGCUCGUUGACAUCUCAAAGGGCGAGAACUAUGCCCCUUCGUACUUGCGACUCAACCCGCAGGCUACGGUACCAACUCUGGUUGUCCCGCUGCAGAAGACACUCGCCGCGGACAUGGAGAGCCGCUACAAGGCCAUCCAAGACUCAAAGUCCAUCGUCGAGUUCCUCGACAAGUCACGUUCCACGCAGUCCCGCACAAACACCACCUCCGACGCGCCCGCGCCCUCGCUCAGCCCCGCGACGAUCGCCUUCUCCGCCGUCUUCACGAAGCUCAUCGACCUGCUGCACUCGCCCGCGGCGGACCCGAACGCGCUCACGUACAUGAACGCGCGCACGCCCGCCGAGCUGCGCGCGCUCGCCGCGUACGAGCGCCCCAAGUUCGCCGCGCGCCGCGCCGCGCUCGCGCAGCUCCUCGCGGACAACGAGGCCGCGAAGAUCCGCGUGUCCGAGAAGACGCGCGCGUUCUGGGAGGUCAAGAAGGUCGCGACGGAGAAGUUCCUCGACGUGUACGACGAGGCGGACACGCCUGCGGAGAAGCUCGACGACAAGGCGCGCGAGCGCAGGACGCUGUUCUUGAGCGACGCGAGCGAGGCGUGGGCGCGCGUGCGCGACGUGCUCACCCAGCUCAACCAGGAGAUCAUUGGCCCGUACACUCUCGGCGACCAGCUCUCCCUCGCGGACCUGCACCUCGCCGCAUGGCUCGCGCGGCUCAUCACCCUCGCAGGCGGGACGCUCGCCGACGACGGCACGGUAGCGAUCGGGAAGCUCGAGGCGCACGUCGGCGGGCCUGGCGGCGGGUUCGCGCUCGUGAAGGACUUCUCCGUCGCGGAGGCGCGGCGGCGCGCGGGCCUGACCGUGCAGGACCCCGAGUCGCGCGAACGCCAGAACAGGCUGGCGGCGUUCUGGGAUGCGGUGAGGGAGAGGCAGAGCUUCAAGAAUGUGUACAAGGAUGGGCUGCAUUGACGGUGGUGUGUUUGGGUAAUUGGAUGUACGGAAGGUAAUGAGGACUCGGAACAUAUACGACUGUAUACAACUGGUACCAAUCCUAGCGUCAUUUUACGGUGAUUCUCGGAGUUUGUGGGUGAAUCGACCGCUCAGGUACAGUGUGGAGGGUUUGGUCAGAAAGUACCACGCUACAACACACGCAGGUUAAUGGUACGAGGACAGUCGAUAAAAUAAAGCAAUUAUGUCCGCCAGGUGACUUCAGAGUUGACUGAGCGUUUUUGAGGAGUUCACCCGAGGAUUAGAAGGCGGUGUGGUCGAGGACGCAUUUCGCACAAUCGUCAGCUAGAGGGGUGGUGGAUGUAUAGGCUAUGUUUGGCGAGAAGUCUGCGCCAGAG
Rhodofomes roseus is the source of this 1430-nucleotide messenger RNA. RefSeq lists its product as uncharacterized. The transcript has 6 exons. The record is from RefSeq and is a predicted model, not a curated record. Bases 1 to 1053 code for a protein of 350 amino acids. Lineage: Eukaryota; Fungi; Basidiomycota; Agaricomycetes; Polyporales; Fomitopsidaceae.